AUGUCUGAUGCACCGGCCAGCACGGCCUCAUCCCUGGACCAAACGGCAGACGGCCGCCUCGCCGUGGUAUCUACUUGGCUUGACGACGAGAGGAGGAUGGCCCAUGAGGCCGAGGAUGCUGACCGGCGCUGGAGGGAUACUGUCGAAGAGAACCGACGCAUCCGGGACCAGCUUGGUACCGCCCAGAGGGAGGCCUCGGCCUGGCGCCGCGCGGCAGAGGAUGCGAGCUUGAGGUGCAGCACACUGGAGGUCCGGGCGGACGAGGCCGACCGGUUUGCGCUGCGGUGCGGCCAGCUCCUCGAGCAGGCCGCCGACGGCGACGGCGCUCGCGAGGAGGAGCUGCGGCGUGCGCGAGACGACGCGAGGGACGCCCUGGACCGGGCUGCCAAGGCCGAGGAGGAGCGGCGCGUGCUGGGAAGGAGGGCCCAGCUGCUGACCGCCAAGGUGGCGGAGGCGGAUGCGACGUCGGCUUUGCUGCGGGAGCGGCUGCGCCGCGCGAAGGAGAGUUACGAGGAGAGCCUAGCGCAGGCCGCCCGGGACAUUGACAUGAGGACGGAAGAGCUAAACAGCAUCCAGGACAGGUUGGACGAGGUGGCCGCCGAGAAGGCAAGGAUAGAAAGGCAGGCGUCAAGGUAA
Molecule: messenger RNA, 636 nt
Organism: Diaporthe batatas
Lineage: Eukaryota; Fungi; Ascomycota; Sordariomycetes; Diaporthales; Diaporthaceae
Exons: 2
Coding region: 1-636 (211 amino acids)
Source: RefSeq, a predicted model, not a curated record